Messenger RNA from Acanthoscelides obtectus, 337 nucleotides. The record is from the annotation of a GenBank genome assembly. Lineage: Eukaryota; Metazoa; Arthropoda; Insecta; Coleoptera; Chrysomelidae.
GUUAUGUAGCAGAAAAUCAAACUUCCACCACCAAUUUCAUCGGAAAAUUCUAUUCCUAUGUAUAUUGAUAAGAUAAAGAUAUAUGGCACGCGGUACCGACACUAGCAAAAUGCAAAGUGGAAAAUGGAUGGAGGAUGGAGAAGGAGAACCCGGAUAGUCGUUAUCAACAUGUGGUUCCUGAUGGGUGAUGGGAGACGUGGGAAUUACUGGGAAUGGCUAAAUGGCUUUGAUUGGAUCCGAUGUCUAUUUAAAAACAUAGUUGCCAAAUGUUGCUUGUUAAAUGUCUACAAAUGUUAUCGAGUUGAAGAAGCUUGAUGUAAUUUAUAUAAAAUUCACC